AUGAAGUGUUUAACUCUGAAAUUAUACCAAACCAAUGGGGUAAUGUAUAAAUAUUAUUCGGUGAUCUUAAUAUUUUUGUUCGGAGCACUGUCUAGUAUAUUUUUUAAUAAAUACUACUCGCCGUAUGUUGACGAUAAUACCAGACAUCUGAUCGUGCGUCGCCCGUUUUCCAUUAUUGAUUUUGAUGAUCAUGAAUUUGUUGAUUCGUAUCAUGAUACUCAUGAACUAAUCAUCAGAGAAACAGAUGUGGAUGUUGUGUCUGAUCAAGAUAAUUUAGAAGCGUUAAUGUCACUGGUUGCUGCCAAUGAGAUGAAAUCGAUGGGUAAAGGUGAAAAAGCAUUGAAACUUAUCGAACACGGUAUUGCACUUGCUCCAAAAAAUCCUGAUUUAUUAAAUGGCUAUGGUGAACUAAUUGAAACACUUCGAGGCGACAUUGUAACAGCCGAUCAGAUGUACUAUCGGGCACUUAUACAUAGUCCAAAACAUAAAGAGGCAUUGAUCAAUCGUAAGAGAACUCAAAUUAUUGUUGAUGAUUUGGAUUGGCAACAGCUCAAGCGUAUUGACGAAAAAAGAGAUAAAAUGGCUUUAAUAUCAGAUUCUAAUAUGGCUCUUAGAAGAGCGAAAAAAGAAGCAUAUUUUCAGCACAUUUACCAUACUGUUGGUAUUGAAGGGAAUAGAAUGUCUUUAUCAGAAACUAGAUCUAUUUUAGAAACUAGAAUGGCCAUUGGUGGUAGAAGUAUUGCUGAGCACAAUGAAAUUAUAGGUUUAGAAGCAGCUCUUAAGUAUAUAAAUGCAACAUUAAUCAAUCGACUUGGUAGUAUAUCUGUUGAUGAUAUUUUGGAAAUUCAUAAACGAGUAAUGGGAUUUGUUGAUCCUUUAGAAAGUGGAGUUUUUCGUCAAACACAAGUAUUUGUUGGUGGUCAUAUUCCUCCAGGUCCAUCUCACAUUGGAACAUUAAUGGAAAAUUUUUCUUUAUGGCUCAAUUCUGAAUCUACUCUUCGACUACAUCCUGUAAGAUUUGCAGCUCUAGCACAUUACAAAUUAGUACAUAUUCAUCCAUUUACGGAUGGUAAUGGACGAACUUCACGUCUACUCAUGAAUAUGAUUUUAAUGCAAGCUGGCUAUCCACCAGUUAUUAUACCAAAAGGAGAAAGACAUAAGUAUUAUCGAACUUUGGAAUUUGCUAAUAAAGGAGACAUUAGACCAUUUUUGAGAUUCAUUGCUGAAUGUACUGAAAAAACAUUAAAUCAGUUUUUGUUGUCUACUACUACAGAGUUUUCAACUGAUAUUCGAGAAUUAGACUAUGAUAAUAUUAUUAUAAAUGAAUCUUAAUAAUGUUUUAAAUUUGAAAAUGUAUCAGCCAACGAGUGUGCUUGAAGAAGCUUAAUACAUUAUCUAUGGUUUUAAUCUACAAAAAUUACUAUGUACAAUUGGUGUACUAUGUAAGUCAAAUUAUCUUAUCUAAAAGUAUCUAUAAAUAUUUUAUUUAUUUAUUUAUUUUUAAUUUGAACUUAUAUAAUUAAAACUAUACAAGUUUUUAAUGUAGUAACUGAUAAUACACUUAAUCUACAAUUAAUAAUUUCUAACUGCAACAUCAUAAGCCAAGAGAAUUAAAAAUAUAUGUAAUUACUUAUACUUUAUCUUGAAGGAGGACAAUAAUAUUUUGCACAUCAUUAAUGAUAUAAUUGGUGUGUUGAGAACCAUAUUGUGAUCACACUUUAACACCUGAUGAGAUGCUCAGCACUGAUGAACAUCAGUUAGAUGACUGAUUAUUCUCUUUUCUAAACAUAAAAAAUGUAUGUACACUAAGUUUUACAGUUAAUGUAGUGUAUAUUUUAUGAUGUUCGUGUUUAUUCUGAACACUAUUUUAUAUAUUACAGUCUUUAAUGACUUAUAACCUUGGACAAUUAGUUGAACCCAG
This is a messenger RNA of Diuraphis noxia (Russian wheat aphid), 1921 nucleotides long. RefSeq names its product FIC domain protein adenylyltransferase (gene Fic). Gene Ontology annotation, molecular function: protein binding. The record is from RefSeq and is a predicted model, not a curated record. NCBI's taxonomy places the organism in Eukaryota, Metazoa, Arthropoda, Insecta, Hemiptera, Aphididae.